UUUUGUUUUUCUUAAGUAAAUUUACCUGUAAUUCUGUUGUUUGUAAUCAAAAGCGCCUUUACUAAGUUAUAUAAAUGUCUUAUUUUUCAAACAGGGUUGAGGACAAAGACAGUCUUGUAUUCUUGCAAAUGGCUUAAUAUGUUAUAAAUGUGGAUUGGAGAUUUGAGCUGAGGAAAUGCCAAACAUCACUACCAUCUGCCUGUAGCAGUGAUUUUCAGUUACUUAGAGAAGAGAGAGAACACUUACUGCUAUGGUGAUUUGCAGAAGUAUCUUGGAAAAGGAUCCAGCAUUCGAACAUUCACUCCAUUUUAUUUUCUGGUGGAGCCAAUGGAUACACUAUCAAUUAGAGGCUCUUCUGUUGUAUUGAACUGUUCAGCAUAUUCUGAGCCUUCUCCAAAAAUUGAAUGGAAAAAAGAUGGAACAUUUUUAAAUUUAGUAUCAGAUGAUCGACGCCAGCUUCUCUCAGAUGGGUCUUUAUUUAUCAGCAAUGUGGUACAUUCCAAACACAAUAAACCUGAUGAAGGUUAUUAUCAAUGUGUGGCCACUGUUGAGAGUCUUGGAACUAUUGUCAGCAGAACAGCGAAGCUCACAGUAGCAGGUCUUCCAAGAUUUGCCAGCCAACCAGAACCUUCUUCAGUUUAUGCUGGGAACAGUGCAAUUCUGAAUUGUGAAGUUAAUGCAGAUUUGGUCCCAUUUGUGAGAUGGGAACAGAACAGGCACCCUCUUCUUCUGGAUGGUAGAGUCAUCAAACUUCCAAGUGGAACACUGGUUAUCAGCAAUGCGACUGAAAGAGAUGGGGGACUUUAUCGCUGCUUAAUUGAAAGUGGUGGGCCACCAAAGUAUAGUGAUGAAGCUGAAUUAAAAGUUCUUCCAGAUCCUGAGGUCACAUCAAACUUGGUAUUUUUGAAACAACCUUCUUCCCUGGUCAGAGUCAUUGGUCAGAGUGCAGUAUUGCCAUGUGUUGCUUCGGGACUUCCUCUUCCAACCAUUAGAUGGACAAAAAAUGAGGAGGCACUUGACACAGAAAGCUCUGAAAGAUUGGUAUUGCUGCCAGGUGGUAGUCUGGAGAUCAGUGAUGUCACUGAGGACGAUGCUGGUACUUAUUUUUGUGUAGCUGAUAAUGGAAAUGAAACAGUUGAAGCUCAAGCAGAGCUUACAGUACAAGCCCAACCUGAAUUCCUGAAGCAGCCUACUAAUAUAUAUGCUCAUGAAUCUAUGGAUAUUGUAUUUGAAUGUGAAGUGACUGGGAAACCAGUUCCAACUGUGAAGUGGGUCAAGAAUGGGGAUAUGGUUAUCCCAAGUGAUUACUUUAAAAUUGUAAAGGAACAUAAUCUUCAAGUUUUGGGUCUGGUGAAAUCAGAUGAAGGUUUCUAUCAAUGCAUUGCUGAGAAUGAUGUUGGAAAUGCACAAGCUGGAGCCCAACUGAUAAUCCUUGAACAUGAUGUUGCCAUCCCAACAUUACCUCCCACUUCACUGACCAGUGCCACUACUGACCAUCUAGCACCAGCCACAACGGGACCACUGCCUUCAGCUCCUCGGGAUGUCGUGGCCUCUCUGGUCUCUACCCGCUUCAUCAAACUGACGUGGCGGACACCUGCAUCAGAUCCUCAUGGAGACAAUCUUACCUACUCUGUCUUCUAUGCCAAGGAGGGGAUUGCUAGGGAACGUGUUGAGAAUACCAGUCACCCAGGAGAAAUGCAAGUAACCAUUCAAAAUCUAAUGCCAGCGACUGUGUAUAUCUUCAGAGUGAUGGCUCAUAACAAGCAUGGCUCUGGAGAGAGUUCAGCUCCUCUUCGAGUAGAAACACAGCCUGAAGUUCAGCUCCCUGGCCCAGCACCUAACAUCCGCGCAUAUGCCACUUCCCCUACUUCCAUCACUGUCACCUGGGAAACACCAUUGUCUGGCAAUGGGGAAAUUCAGAAUUACAAAUUGUACUACAUGGAAAAAGGGACUGACAAAGAACAGGAUGUUGAUGUUUCAAGUCAUUCCCAUACCAUUAAUGGGUUGAAAAAAUACACAGAGUAUAGUUUCCGAGUGGUGGCCUACAAUAAACAUGGUCCUGGAGUCUCCACACAAGAUGUUGCUGUUCAAACAUCAUCAGAUGUUCCCAGUGCUGCUCCUCAGAAUCUGUCCUUAGAAGUAAGAAAUUCAAAGAGUAUUAUGAUUCACUGGCAGCCACCUCCUCCAGCCACACAAAAUGGGCAGAUUACUGGCUACAAGAUUCGCUACCGAAAGGCCUCCCGAAAGAGUGAUGUCACUGAGACCUUGGUGCCUGGGACACAGCUCUCUCAGCUGAUUGAAGGUCUGGAUCGGGGGACUGAAUAUAAUUUUCGAGUGGCUGCUCUAACAGUAAAUGGCACAGGCCCGGCUACUGACUGGCUGUCUACUGAAACUUUUGAAAGUGACUUAGAUGAAACUCGUGUUCCUGAAGUACCUAGUUCUCUUCAUGUCCGCCCACUUGUCACCAGCAUCGUAGUAAGCUGGACUCCUCCAGAGAACCAGAACAUUGUGGUCAGAGGUUAUGCCAUUGGUUAUGGCAUUGGCAGCCCACAUGCACAGACCAUCAAAGUGGACUAUAAACAGCGCUAUUACACCAUCGAAAAUCUGGAUCCCAGCUCUCACUAUGUGAUUACCUUAAAAGCAUUCAACAAUGUGGGUGAAGGCAUCCCCCUGUAUGAGAGUGCUGUGACCAGACCUCACACAGUGCCAGAUCCCACUCCCAUGAUGCCGCCAGUGGGAGUCCAGGCUUCCAUUCUGAGUCAUGACACCAUAAGGAUUACGUGGGCAGACAAUUCACUGCCCAAACACCAGAAGAUUACAGACUCGAGGUACUACACAGUCCGAUGGAAAACCAACAUCCCAGCAAACACCAAGUACAAGAAUGCAAAUGCAACUACUUUGAGUUAUUUGGUGACUGGUUUAAAAGCAAAUACACUCUAUGAAUUCUCUGUGAUGGUGACCAAAGGUCGAAGAUCAAGCACAUGGAGUAUGACAGCCCAUGGGACCACCUUUGAAUUAGUUCCUACUUCUCCGCCCAAGGAUGUGACAGUUGUGAGUAAAGAGGGAAAACCUAGGACCAUAAUUGUAAAUUGGCAGCCUCCUUCUGAAGCCAAUGGCAAAAUUACAGGUUACAUCAUAUAUUACAGCACAGAUGUGAAUGCAGAGAUACAUGAUUGGGUUAUUGAACCUGUUGUGGGCAACAGGCUGACUCACCAGAUACAGGAGCUAACACUGGACACACCGUACUACUUCAAAAUCCAGGCUCGGAACUCAAAGGGCAUGGGGCCCAUGUCUGACGCUGUGCAAUUUAGAACACCUAAAGCCUCAGGGUCUGCAGGAAAAGGAAGCCGGCUGCCAGACCUGGGAUCUGACUACAAACCUCCCAUGAGCGGCAGUAACAGCCCCCAUGGAAGCCCCACCUCUCCUCUGGACAGUAAUAUGCUACUGGUCAUCAUCAUCUCUGUUGGGGUCAUCACCAUCGUGGUGGUUGUGGUCAUUGCUGUCUUUUGCACCAGGCGCACCACCUCUCACCAGAAAAAGAAACGAGCUGCUUGUAAGUCAGUGAAUGGCUCCCACAAGUACAAAGGGAACUCCAAAGAUGUCAAACCCCCAGACCUCUGGAUCCAUCAUGAGAGACUGGAGCUGAAACCCAUUGAUAAGUCUCCAGAUCCAAAUCCCAUCAUGACUGAUACUCCAAUUCCUCGUAACUCUCAAGAUAUUACACCAGUUGACAAUUCCAUGGACAGCAACAUCCAUCAAAGGCGGAAUUCAUACAGAGGGCAUGAAUCAGAGGACAGCAUGUCUACACUGGCUGGAAGGCGGGGAAUGAGACCAAAAAUGAUGAUGCCCUUUGACUCUCAGCCACCCCAGCCUGUGAUUAGUGCCCAUCCCAUCCAUUCCCUCGAUAACCCCCACCAUCAUUUCCACUCCAGCAGCCUCGCUUCUCCAGCUCGCAGUCAUCUCUACCACCCAGGCAGCCCAUGGCCCAUUGGCACAUCCAUGUCCCUUUCAGACAGGGCCAAUUCCACAGAAUCUGUUCGAAAUACCCCCAGCACUGACACCAUGCCAGCUUCCUCGUCUCAGACAUGCUGUACUGAUCACCAAGAUCCUGAAGGUGCUACCAGCUCCUCUUAUUUGGCCAGCUCCCAAGAGGAAGAUUCAGGCCAGAGUCUUCCUACCGCCCACGUUCGCCCUUCCCACCCACUGAAGAGCUUUGCUGUGCCGGCCAUUCCACCCCCAGGUCCUCCCACCUAUGAUCCGGCGCUGCCAAGCACACCAUUACUGUCCCAGCAAGCUCUGAACCAUCACAUUCACUCGGUGAAGACGGCCUCCAUUGGGACUUUAGGAAGGAGCAGGCCUCCUAUGCCCGUGGUGGUUCCCAAUGCCCCUGAAGUGCAGGAGACCACAAGGAUGCUGGAAGACUCCGAAAGUAGCUAUGAACCAGAUGAGCUGACCAAAGAGAUGGCCCACCUGGAAGGACUAAUGAAGGACCUAAAUGCCAUCACGACAGCAUGACGUCCUUCACCAGGACGUGACUCCAGAACUGAGUCUAGAAGUCUUGGGACUUAGCCUUGGAAACAAGGAAUUGUACAGAGCUCUACAAGGGGACAGCACUUGAGAACACAGAGUGAGCAUGCAGACCAGCUGGCACCCAGAGUCGGGCUGCCUCCAGCUGUGGCCACGUGCCUGCCCCUGGUCAGCCCGGAAGAAGCACAUGUCGAGGCAGCUUCCCUUUACCUGCUGACACCCUGCAGGACUGGGCAUCGUGGGCCAAAGCUGCGUGUCUAGGGAAGGGGCAGGACAUGCAGCCUCCAUUUCACUUCGUGGUCAGGCUGUGUCUUCGUGCUGUGACUGCAUCGCCUUUGUGGAGUGUUGACAUUGGCAUUUAUGUACAGUUUUAUCUGGGUCCUAUUCUACCUUCAGAAGAAAAACUAUCAAAACCAAGGAAGUCCGUGUUCUCCACAAGUGGUUGACAUUUGACUACUUGUCUGAAUUGUGUAUGGAAAGUCAUCAACAGUGUGGGUUGUUCCAGGGGUCGGCUUGUUUUUUGUUUUGUUUUUUAAUUGAGUCAUUGCAUCCUCUACCAACUGCUAACCCAUCACUCUGAGGGGGAGGAAAUGUUGCAUUGCUGUUUGUAAGCUUUUUUAUUAUUUUUUUAAUUUUAAUUAUUAAAGGCCUGACUUUCUCCUCUCAUCACUGUGAGAUUACAGAUCUAUUUGAAUGAUAUGUAACAUUGAAAGGACUUGUUUGUUGCUUCUGUGCAGUUUCAGUAUUGGGGUGGGGGUGGGGAGGGUUGGGAAUAGGAAGUGGAGGGGCUGCUGAGGUCCUGUGAGUGUAUCUGUCAUUGUACCUUCUUCCAGAAGCCUGCAGAGAAUGGAAGCAUCUACGUUAUUGUCCCUUCCUGGCAUGUCCAUCUCUAUUGUCACUAAGUUGCAACUAGAGUUUCAUGUGGACCUAGUUUAAAAGUUCUGUGCAAUAGGUGGGUUUGAGGAUUUAGCUGCCCCAAUGUCUUGGUCAGAUCCUGAUGAGAGUGCCCGUGCUGAGCGUCAGGUACUGUAUUUCCACUUGCAGGAGUGAUGCAGAACAAGGCCCAGCCCUCGCUCCUAGGCAUUCAGAGAACAGGGUGGAUCCCUUUUCCUGCUGUUAUCAUCUGUUCCCACUGGGAAAGCUGGGGGUUAAGGAAGGAACUUUGUUUCCACUUAGGACUCCUUGCUUCUCUCCAGUUCCUGUCCUCAGCUGGUCCAGCUCUCACUUCCACGGUGCAGAACCCCUUAGGGAAAUCAUUAGCAAGAAUGAGGCACGCAGGGGCUGCAGUACCCCUGAGGCUCCCCGCUUCUUUCUGAACGAGGACAGGGACAGUGGAGAGGGCACAGGAGGCAGCUGCGCCUCCUCCAUCCCACAGCUCCACGAAGCCCUUGGUUAGAAUGGGCAGCAGGAAGUUUCUGAGGUACACUGAGUGGCCUGGCCAUACACAGAAGCCUUUCCCUUUACAAGUAAUUCUUGUCUUUUUCUUAAAAAGGUAAGGAGCUGAGAUGUUAAGAGUUUUUUUAAAAUACUAAGAAUAUAUUAUGAAAAAAUACAGUACAGACCCCCUCCUCCCCAGCAAAUCCCCGGAGAGAGUGUGGAAGGCAGUAUAGAAGGCCAGCCAAGAGGUCAGCUGGUGAGCGCAACCGUGGGUACCCCAGCCCACCUGCGCUGGGGCCCUGAGCACAGCCCCACCCCACAGGCAUCCCUAAAGUUAUUUUCCCCUUUUAGGUCUUCUCAUCCAUUUACUUUGUUAGACGAUGAACUCUUCGUAUUUAUUAUUUUGGGGCAAUGAAAAGUGCAAUGCUGGCACUCCUGCUGCCGUGCUCCUGGUCACAGGGUGGUGCCAGGCAGGGUUCUGCAAGACCAGUGCACUUAAACGGAUCCUGAAAAGAGCACUCCAAGCACUCUGGGCACCAGGAGGGCUGAUUCCCCAGGAGCUGUCUCACUUUCGCCCAAAGAAAUGUGCUCCGCGUUCAGGGCAUUUCCUCCCAUGAAUCCUGACACCUGUUACCUCAGGGCCUUGGUACCUGGACACUACCACAGAGCUGGGGCGGGUGGGGGGCCUAUUUUUAAAUAAAGUAACUGCUCAAAGUUGGGGAUUUUUUAAAAUUAAGAAAAAGGAAAGCUAUUCUGUAUUGCACCUUUUCACAAUUUAAUACAUUUUCUUACAUUUCCUGUGAUUUUUGAAAUGAAACCAUCGUGCGUCUUGUCCUAGGUGAACAGCUGAUCAGCAGCUUCCUCCGGGAGGAUCUGAAACAGAUAUGUCUCCCUCCUUGUUGCCUGCUGGGGGGCUGGAGGGCUUCUGGGACAACUUGCUGUACACAUGUUCGGCCUUUUCUGUAGUUGAUAUUGUAAACUCUAUGGCUUUUAAAACACAAUUUCAUGUUUUUAUUUAGUAUUGGAAAUCCAAUACACUUUUUUAAUCCAAUCAAA
This is a messenger RNA of Miniopterus natalensis, 6960 nucleotides long. RefSeq names its product neogenin 1 (gene NEO1). Gene Ontology annotation, biological process: cell-cell adhesion. Lineage: Eukaryota; Metazoa; Chordata; Mammalia; Chiroptera; Miniopteridae. The record is from RefSeq and is a predicted model, not a curated record. Gene Ontology annotation, molecular function: protein binding. Gene Ontology annotation, cellular component: membrane.